This is a messenger RNA of Blepharisma stoltei, 696 nucleotides long. The record is from the annotation of a GenBank genome assembly. NCBI's taxonomy places the organism in Eukaryota, Ciliophora, Heterotrichea, Heterotrichida, Blepharismidae.
AUGAGAUGCAGGCAGCUUCCAUCAGGUGAUGCAAUUGCGGUCUUCACUAAUGAGAAGAUGAGGAAGCAGCUACUCGAGCAGGGAAGGAUAGUGAUCCAGCAAGGAAACCAAAAGGUAAAUGUGCCGGUUGGGCCAGUUGGAAGAGAAGGGGAAAUCAAUUAUGCCAGAUAUCUAAUACAGGUGACUUUACCAGCGGAAGUAGGCAUAGAAGCUGUAACAGAAGCAUUGACUAACAAAUGCAAAAUUGUGGAGAUUAUUGUCGAUAACACCAUAAGGAAUAUGAGCACUUGAUAUGCAGUUCAAUUUAGCCCAGAAUCCAAAUACAAGAUCUACGGAGGAUUCCGGAGGUUGGGAGAUGCAAUCGAUUUGCCAGAAGAGAUCAUCAUAAGAGGGAAGAGAAUCUACCUUAACCAUGCAGUAUCACUAUACUGUGAGACAUGCGGACAAAUUGGCCAAAACAGCGAAGGGCAAAUAAAGAUAGAACAAAGGAGGCAAGAAAGGAUAAAAAUUGAUUGUAUCAAGAGGAAGAAGAAGGAGGAAGAAAAGAAAAAGUGCGUGGCAACUGCUGCGGAUACUUUAGCCCUUAGAAUGAAAUUAGAAGAGGAUAAGCAUAAUAACUCUACAUAUGAUAAGCUUUGAAGAGAAGAAAAAGGAAAAUCAGGAAAUACAGGUAAAGGAGGACACUUAUGGGCCUAG